Messenger RNA from Macroventuria anomochaeta, 352 nucleotides. RefSeq lists its product as uncharacterized. The transcript has a single exon. Bases 105 to 347 code for a protein of 80 amino acids. NCBI's taxonomy places the organism in Eukaryota, Fungi, Ascomycota, Dothideomycetes, Pleosporales, Didymellaceae. The record is from RefSeq and is a predicted model, not a curated record.
GCUCAGGAUUCCCUGGUUAAGGUCGAUUGCAUUUUCAACAAGUCACACUUGGUGAAUGGAAACUUUUCAUUCAUCGUACGCCCACGCCACGACAUACCUCACCAAUGGUUUCUCACCACAAGGUAACUUAUCUCCCACUGCUGGCCCUCACAUUGCUUUCAACACGAACUCCCUACAACUCACAACCAUGGGCACCAAGCACACCAUUCUCACGCAAGCCUCCCUCAUCAGAUGGCGCUGCCAUCGCUGUGGCAAGCGAUGGACGUCAGAAGAAGUUGGCAACAAAUGUCCAAGCUGCAGGCACAGAAGGUGCCGGUGGAAGUGUUGGAGCGUCGAAGCUGGGAUGAAGGAG